AUGGAGAAUCAAACCACGCCAACUGAAUUCAUCCUUCUUGGAUUUCAUAAUAUUCAGGGGUUACAUUUGCUUCUGUCUUGGGUUAUCUCCAUCAUCUACAUCUUCACCAUCUUGGGGAACAUGCUCAUCAUCUUCCUCUCCUUGGUGGAACCAUGUCUCCAAACCCCAAUGUACUUCUUCCUGGGAAACCUCUCCCUCCUAGACAUCUGCCAGACCACCACCACUGUCCCCCAGAUGCUGGUGCACCUCGUCUCAGGCAGGAGCAGUAUCUCCUAUGCAAGGUGUGCAACACAACUCUACUUCGUCGUCUUUUUUGUGGGUGCUGAGUGCAUCUUGCUGGCCAUCAUGGCAUACGACCGCUACAUGGCCAUAUGCAAACCCCUGCGCUACACGCUGCUCAUGAACAGGAAGUUUUGUGUUCUGCUGGUGUCAGUCUCCUGGCUUAGUGGUGCACUCAAUGCAGCCUUGCACACGUUCCUCACUAUCCACCUGCCCUUCUGUGAGGCCAACAGGGUCAACUACUUCUACUGUGAUAUCCCACCACUGCUGGCUCUUUCCUGUGGAGACAUCUCAUUCAAUGUCACCAUGAUACUGGUCUCCAGCAUCUUCUUGGGGUGGAGCCCCACCCUGUGCAUUGGACUUUCAUAUGGAUACAUUGUUUCAAGGAUACUGAAGAUGCAUUCCCCUGAGGGGAGGAGCAAGGCCUUCUCCACCUGUGUGUCGCAUCUCACUGCAGUCCUGCUCUACUAUGGGAGUAGUAUCUUCACCUAUGUCAGACCCCUCUCUAGCUACUCCCUGGAUAAUGACAAGUUAAUCUCUCUGCUAUACAACAUCGUCACCCCCAUGUUAAACCCAUUGAUCUAUACUCUGAGGAACAAGGAUGUGAAGAGAGCCAUGAAAAAGGUCCUUGUGAGGAAAAUGUUCUUCUAA
Mauremys reevesii (Reeves's turtle) is the source of this 930-nucleotide messenger RNA. Its product is annotated as olfactory receptor 5V1-like. The transcript has a single exon. Gene Ontology annotation, molecular function: G protein-coupled receptor activity; olfactory receptor activity. The record is from RefSeq and is a predicted model, not a curated record. Gene Ontology annotation, cellular component: membrane. The coding region runs from base 1 to 930 and encodes 309 amino acids. Lineage: Eukaryota; Metazoa; Chordata; Testudines; Geoemydidae. Gene Ontology annotation, biological process: G protein-coupled receptor signaling pathway.